This is a messenger RNA of Manduca sexta (tobacco hornworm), 2388 nucleotides long. It is a transcript of the gene Sse, whose product is annotated as separin. NCBI's taxonomy places the organism in Eukaryota, Metazoa, Arthropoda, Insecta, Lepidoptera, Sphingidae. Gene Ontology annotation, biological process: proteolysis; meiotic chromosome separation. Gene Ontology annotation, cellular component: mitotic spindle; nucleus; centrosome. Gene Ontology annotation, molecular function: cysteine-type endopeptidase activity. The record is from RefSeq and is a predicted model, not a curated record.
UAUAUAACUUCGGUUUACUGUCAAACUUAUUUUGAAAAUAAAAAAUGGAAGAUUUCGAUGUUUUCACUGAUGAAAUCAAAUUCACCAAGCCGUUGUACAAGAAUAUACUACACAAGUAUGCAUACGACAUAACACCAAACGGUCCAAAUUAUCAAAGUAGUAGAAAGUUAUUGGCGGAGGAGAGCCGCUCUGGUGACGAUGCAGGAUGUGCAUUAUUUGGCGAGGCUAUGUCUGCAACAUUACGCACCAUGGCAGUGUACAGGGAUGAACAGCAGAAGUUGGCACAAGACAAACUACGAAAAAUUACCAGUUUCAUAAAACCUGUGAAAGAUUUAAUUGAUGCCAAUCCAAUAUCUAAAACUGAGGAGAAAUUAUUAUUGGAUUUUUUCUCAAAUGACACUGAUGAUAUAACAGACAUUUUGAGUACAUUUGAAAUAAAUGAAGAGCCACCUCUCCACAGGAGAUAUCUCAAUUUUGGUUCAGUGAAUAAUGUUGACAACUUUCAGAAGAUACUCAGUGAAAUUCCUAAAGAAUGGACAGUCAUACAAUUGACAGCACCAUACAACCCAAAUGAAAAUCUUAAACCACUAGAAGAGUACAGAACGGAAAUAAGCUCAAUAUAUUUGAGCCUGUUCACUAAUGAUUACCUAGAGGAUUGUGGUCUUCCUCCAAUCACAGUGAACAUACCCAAUGUCCAUAAAGAAGGUGAAGACCCACUGUUCAAAGAAUUGUAUUCAUUAUUGGGCGAGAAUUAUAAAACCAUAGACAAUGCGCAAUUUCUUAAUAACAAGAGAUUGGUGCAGAAUUACUGGAACAAAAGGGAAGACAUUGAUUUGAGGAUGAAGAGUGUAAUAAAUGUGAUGGAUAAAGAGUGGCUCGGUGGUUGGGGCAGCCUGCUCACAGGAAAACUCGUGGACAAGGAUUUGAAACAGAAGGUCAUACAGUUGGUGGACAAUACCAUCACUGAUUGGGGUAUCAUCAAACUAACGAAAAAACAAAAAUUCCUUCUAUGCAAUCUCAUUGAGAGUUGCCCGACCUUAUCCUCUCAACAAAUCAAGUCCUGCAUCAGGAGAAUACUCACAGAACACGGCAACACUGAAGAUAUCCGUAAAGUAUUAAAAUGCUGCGAAAAUUGUACCAAAGAGUUUAAAUUCACGAAUGAGUUGUGUUUGAAAUGUCUGUCUAAAUGUUUUGAGAGUAUACACAACUUUACAUUGGUUGAUGGAAUCAAGGCUCUCUCAGCAACCGCCAAUCUUGUGAAGGAUGGUGAUGAGUUGUCUGCUUUGAAAAAAGCUAAACGACAUCCAGUGAUACUGAUUGUUGAUGAGCUACUAGACACAUUCCCAUGGGAGACUCUUCCUAUUCUGAACCACCAUCCGGUGUCCAGGAUGGAGAAUAUACAUUUCCUGUACUACUUAUACAAGAUACACGAGAAGCAGAUUGUCGACGGACAUUUUGUUGCUAAAUGUGAUGUCGGAAGAUAUGUUAUAAAUCCAGAGAAGAACCUAGACCGCAUGGAGAAGCGGAUGCGAUCAUUCGUGGAGUACUGGUGCAAGUCGUGGAGCGGUCACAUCGGGGAGACUCCCACUCCUGAAGACUUCCUCACGCACCUCACUGAGGCUGAUGUAUUCUUGUACUGCGGCCACGGCGACGGCUGCCAGUUCGGCAACGGAGGCGCGCGCGGCGUCGGCGUGGAGGGCGCGGCGGGCGCGCGCGCCGUCGCGCUGCUCGCCGGCUGCGGCUCCGCGCGCCUCGCGCCCGCACGCGCACGCGCGCCGCCCGCCGCCGCGCACCACCACCUGCACAUCGCGCACUGUCCCAUGGUGGUCGGCAUGCUGUGGGAAGUCACAGACCUGGAAGUGGACAAGGUGAUCAGCACGCUGAUGUCGCUGUACGUGCCGUCGGAUGCGCCGGUGCCGUGGCCCAGCGUCGGCAAGGCUAAAUGGAGUCAAGGGGUGUUGGACACAUCACCGACUGAACAGAAAACUCAAUUCAACCCGGAGAGGGAUUUGCUCCGAGCGAUAUGCAAGGCGCGCGGGUCCAGCAACUACAUUAUGAUUGCGACUAGCGUUGUAGCGAGGGGAUUGCCGGUUAGGAUAAGCGAUAAAUGAUACGCAGGUUUAUAUAGUGGAAUUUGUAAGUAUUUGUGCAUUGUGUUGGUGUAAAGUUGAUUGUGUAAACUAAAAAUGCUACAUUUUUUGGACUACUGUAAUAACCAUAGUGAAGGCAUAUUUUGUACUGUUUAGAAGGGUUAUAAAAUGAAUAAGAAUUUUGGCAAAUUUCCUAUACAGAAUUUGUCAAACCUUGAUGUUAAAAAAUUUGCUCUAAGUUAAAAUUAAGAUCACAUGAAAAUAUAAAUAUUAUUCCAUUAUAUUUUUUUAUUGUAUU